AUGAAGUUCACUCAGUUCACUCUGGCUGCCGCCCUGCUGGCUACCGUCUCUGCCCAGGGUCUGGACGCUCUGCCCGACUGCUCGAAAACUUGCGCUACUAGCUCGAUCCCCGCCAGCUGCGGUCUCAAUGUCGAGUGCAUUUGCGCAGACAAGUCGUUCCUGAGCAACAUUGCCUGCUGUGUGGCUGGCAAGUGCUCCCAGGCCGACCAGGAGACUACUCUCCAGGUCGCCAAGGGCAUCUGCUCUCGCGGCGGCGUGACCGAUCUGCCUAGCACUAUAUCUUGCUCCUCCACCUCGGGGUCUUCAACUGGAACCAGCACCGCUUCUGGCACUACGACCAGUAGCACCAACGGGACUAACACUGCCUCCGAGACCACUCUGUCUGGCUCUGCCACUGCCACCACGACCAGUGCUUCCUCUUCUGGCUCGGCGUCCUCUUCUGGCUCGGCUUCCUCUUCUGGCUCGGCCUCCUCAGCCGCUUCCUCAUCGGCUGCCUCUCCGGCUGCGACCACCGGCGCCGCUGUUCUCGGCCAGCACAUGGACUCCUCCCUGAUGGCUGCCGCUGGUGCUGCCGCCGCCUUUGCCAUCCUCGUCUAG
This is a messenger RNA of Penicillium daleae, 597 nucleotides long. Its product is annotated as CFEM domain-containing protein. The record is from RefSeq and is a predicted model, not a curated record. Bases 1 to 597 code for a protein of 198 amino acids. The transcript is spliced from 3 exons. Lineage: Eukaryota; Fungi; Ascomycota; Eurotiomycetes; Eurotiales; Aspergillaceae.